CUGUUGUGUUUGUGGGCUAGAGACGCUUCAGUUUACGGUCUCAACGAUAAGCAAUGAAGGAAGUGACGGUAUACAGACCUAUAAUAAGAGUCAAAAUUAUGCAACGAUUCCAUCCAACCUUCGGAACUGGAACUAUCGAAACUGUCGAAGGGGCGCAUACUGAAUGUGGAGAUUGGGAGGGAAAAUUAAUUCUCAUAACAGGAUCGCGGCUCUAUUUAAUGAUAUUAGGUUUGUUAUACCUUCUUUGCCUCUGUGGGGGCACGCCUCGAUGAGGACACGCGUCGAAGGUAUCAAGCGCUCAAAUCCGGAUUUAAUCUGGAUUAACUCUUCUAUGACUCUGGCUAACUCAUGCCUUCCGCGCUUCCGUCUUGAGUACCAAUCAAUCAAGUUCAUCCCUCCAAAAGUACUCAAGGACAUGCACUGGCAGAGCUAUUAUAAUGUAGAGGCAAAAGUUUGGGUUGUUCAAGUGCCUAUCACAGCUUAUCAUCACUGUCAUAUGGAAAAAUACACAAUUAAAGUCUACAUCUGGACGGGAUCACAAUAUAAUUGAUAUUUCAACAACGUGUCUACCUUGUUCCACAUCGAAUACAAGCACUUCGUAAAAGGUGACAGACGGCUUGUUACAUAUGUCCAAUGACUUCUGUGGGCUUGUACGGUUCUUCCAAGAACUUCAUCUCCUCAGCAUCCAGGACGACGUGUGUUCCGGCUAC
Messenger RNA from Lentinula edodes (shiitake mushroom), 710 nucleotides. RefSeq lists its product as uncharacterized. Bases 164 to 550 code for a protein of 128 amino acids. The transcript has 2 exons. NCBI's taxonomy places the organism in Eukaryota, Fungi, Basidiomycota, Agaricomycetes, Agaricales, Omphalotaceae. The record is from RefSeq and is a predicted model, not a curated record.